This is a messenger RNA of Trifolium pratense (red clover), 1979 nucleotides long. Its product is annotated as acetyl-CoA acetyltransferase, cytosolic 1-like. Bases 415 to 1641 code for a protein of 408 amino acids. NCBI's taxonomy places the organism in Eukaryota, Viridiplantae, Streptophyta, Magnoliopsida, Fabales, Fabaceae. Gene Ontology annotation, molecular function: acetyl-CoA C-acetyltransferase activity. The transcript has 14 exons. Gene Ontology annotation, biological process: fatty acid beta-oxidation. The record is from RefSeq and is a predicted model, not a curated record.
UAACCCUGUCUAUAAUAUAUAUAUAUAUAUAUAUAUAUAUCAUCUUUAUUGGAUUGCCUGUCAUUAACAAAACACGGGUCUUUACGCAGUUUUAGAUCUCAGCCGUUUAUUGAAAACCAAACACCUUAGUUUACACUAUGAUAACCAAUAUUAAAUAAAAAUCUGGUCCGUAAAUUCCAAAACAGAAAUUCAAGGGAGGGGAUGAACCAAACCAAAUCCAAAUGCAUGCAAGCAAGCAAGCAAAAGACAAGUGAAGUGGGCGAGGUCAACGUGGCAACGUAUUACGUAUUUAGCUUUCCAACGUUUUCUUUGUUCUCAGUAUUUCCUCAGAAUUUGAUCUAGUAUAUAUAUUCUGUUCUGUUCCUGUCUCUUUUUCAUCUCACGUUCCCUCUGCAUCUUUUCCACAUAAUAAUCAUGUCUUCUAAAUCCCGAGAUGUUUGUAUUGUCGGUGUUGCAAGGACCCCAAUGGGUGGUUUCCUUGGCUCCCUAUCAUCUCUUUCAGCAACACAACUAGGCUCACUUGCUAUUAAGUCUGCUCUCAAGAGAGCCAAUGUUGAUCCAUCACUUGUGCAAGAGGUGUUUUUUGGGAAUGUUCUUAGUGCUAAUUUAGGGCAGGCUCCUGCUAGACAGGCUGCAUUAGGUGCUGGAAUACCUACAUCUGUUAUCUGCACUACCAUUAACAAGGUCUGUUCAUCAGGGAUGAAAGCUACCAUGAUUGCUGCACAGACUAUUCAGUUGGGUCACAAUGAUGUUGUUGUGGUUGGUGGUAUGGAAAGCAUGUCAAAUGCACCUAAGUACAUUGCGGAAGCAAGGAAGGGAUCUCGCCUAGGACAUGAUACUAUCAUUGAUGGUAUGCUCAAAGAUGGCCUUUGGGAUGUCUAUAAUGACUUCGGCAUGGGAGUUUGUGGAGAAAUGUGUGCCGAAAAGCAUGCCAUAACUAGAGAUCAGCAGGACUCUUAUGCCAUUCAAAGCUUUGAGAGAGGAAUAUCUGCACAAAAUGGUGGUCAUUUUGCUUGGGAGAUAGUUCCGGUUGAAAUUUUCAACGGAAGAGGAAAGCCUCCCACACUAGUUGAUAAGGAUGAAGGUUUGGGGAAGUUUGAUGCUGCAAAGUUAAGGAAGCUUGGACCAAACUUUAAAAAGGUUGGGGGUACUGUGACUGCUGGCAAUGCUUCUAGCAUAAGUGAUGGUGCCGCUGCAUUAGUGCUUGUGAGCGAAGAGAAGGCACGAGAGCUUGGUUUACAUGUAAUUGCAAAGAUAAAAGGAUUUGCUGAUGCAGCUCAGGCACCCGAAUUAUUUACAACUGCUCCUGCCCUGGCAAUCCCAAAAGCUAUAUCAAAUGCUGGUCUUAAGGCUUCUCAAAUUGAUUAUUAUGAAAUAAAUGAAGCUUUUUCUGUUGUGGCCCUUGCGAAUCAGAAGCUUCUCAGUCUUGAUCCUGAAAAAGUUAAUGUGCAUGGAGGAGCUGUAUCAUUGGGACAUCCUUUGGGUUGCAGUGGAGCUCGCAUCUUAGUUACAUUAUUAGGGGUGUUGAGACAUAAGGGUGGAAAGUAUGGUGUUGGUGCCAUUUGCAAUGGGGGAGGAGGUGCAUCUGCUCUAGUCGUUGAGCUCAUGCAAGGUGCCACUUGGAGACGUUCGUCAUUGUGAUAAAGAUCUCCUUACAUCACACUGCUUUCCAACACUGCUACAACAUUUUUGGAAGGACAAAACAUGUAGGUCGGUUUAACAGAAGAAAUGGUCACCAUUUGUUAUGUCUUUUUAUGAGCUAUAUCUAAAGGUUAUCAAUGCAAAGUUGAGAAGAGAGAAUAGAGAAAUAUGUUCUAGUCUGAAAUCUGACAUGAAGAUUUAGUGUACAUUUGGAUUGUCAAUGAGUUUAACUGAAUCACAGAGUCACUGUGAUUUUGGCAAAAACUACACGUAAUAACUUCAAGUUCAACAAAAUCAUUGUCACCAUGAUUUAAUCAAAUUUAUUGUGAUUCCUAAUG